CUGAAUCCAGAUGAAGCUGGCCCCUUCUGUCCUCAGUUUCUGCUCACAUUCCCCUACCAGUGGCCCCCAGGGACCCAAACUGGGCAAUGAGUGUAGGCCACACGCCUUAUGUCCAUUUGCCAGGAACUGGCAGGCACUGCCGCUACAGCCCUAUAACAUCACAGGGGCCUUGGCGAUGUCUUUUCAGAGGACCCGGCAGCAGGGCUGUCAGCUGGGAACCAGGAGGGGUGUCUUGGCCUGAAACCAAGAACCAAAAUGGAGUUGGCCACGAGUAGCUGGAUCCCUGAAAAUCUACUCUAUCAGCUGCUGCACUUGUUACCAACCUCUGGACCCUCAUCAUGAAAGGCCUUCUGCUGGUCACCCUGUCGGCUCUGCUCUGCUGGGUCUCAGCUGACAUUCGCUGUCACUCCUGCUACAAAGUCCCUGUGCUGGGCUGUGUGGACCGGCAGUCCUGCCGCCUGGAACCAGGACAACAGUGCCUGACAACAAAUGUGUACCUCGGUAAGAUGUGGGUUUUCUCCAACCUUCGAUGUGGCACACCGGAAGAGCCUUGUCGGGAGGCCUUCAACCAAACCAACCACAAGCUGGGUCUGACCUAUAACACCACCUGCUGCAGCAAGGACAACUGCAAUAGCCCAGCCCCUCGGCCCACCCCAGCGCUGGCCCCUGUGCUCCUCGCCUCUGUGGCUGGCCUUGGCUUCUGGCUGCUGCACUGAGACUCACUCCGUGGCUGCCCCUCCUCCCACCUGCCUUAGGCUGCGUUUGGCCCUGUGUCUCCUUGUACCCCGGCUCCUUACACUGGUCUCUCCUUAACUCCCUUCACUCAGAAAAGCAUUUCUCCAGGCUCUUCACAUUUCUUUAAUUAGACAGUGGUCUCCCCACCCAACCUUCCACCUUACAUCCUCCACUCGGCUUUUCCCGAGUCCCUUCCCACACCCCUCUGGACCAUCCCAGACCCUCCACUCGUCCCCAGAAGAGCCCUGCACUUCGCGUCCUGCACUCUGCCGUGUCCGACUCGGGAGGGAUGGGGAUCUGGGCCUGAGAUUGGGCUUCUGUCCUGUCCCCUGUGAAGGCUCCCAGGAAGGACCUGAUGACCUCACUGUAUGGGGCUGAUUCCCCAAACCCUGGCCCCCAUACAUACCUCAUCCCCAUGCUCACGUCUUUGCGUUUUGAGUAAUAAAUGUCUGUGUCUGAUAAA
Callorhinus ursinus (northern fur seal) is the source of this 1198-nucleotide messenger RNA. It is a transcript of the gene LY6G6C, whose product is annotated as lymphocyte antigen 6 family member G6C. The record is from RefSeq and is a predicted model, not a curated record. Lineage: Eukaryota; Metazoa; Chordata; Mammalia; Carnivora; Otariidae. Gene Ontology annotation, cellular component: protein-containing complex; external side of plasma membrane.